Molecule: messenger RNA, 1524 nt
Organism: Botrytis deweyae
Lineage: Eukaryota; Fungi; Ascomycota; Leotiomycetes; Helotiales; Sclerotiniaceae
Exons: 3
Coding region: 1-1524 (507 amino acids)
Biological process (GO): DNA replication; DNA replication initiation
Cellular component (GO): nuclear origin of replication recognition complex; nucleus
Molecular function (GO): DNA replication origin binding
Source: RefSeq, a predicted model, not a curated record
AUGGUCGCUCUGUUUACCUUACCAAAUGAAUUGGUCCUUUUUUCAUUAGCAUCUCAAUUUCCGUGUAGAGAACAGCAGAUUCGCUCUCUAACCACUUUACUCUCUAUACAAGCGGCUCCAAGCAGAAACAUUGUACUUCAUGGGCUUGAAGCAACUGGCAAGUCUACAAUAACGAAAGCUGUCCUUGAAGCACUAUCGACCCAUUCCCCGGCAAACAAUAGCUCUCCCGAAGAGCAUUUCAACAAUGAAUUACAAUAUGCCAUAAUCAAAAGCGCAGAAUGCAUAUCUGGAAGGCAUUUGUUGGAACAAACUAUAGGAGCUGUCGCGAAUGCGGUAGAAUGGAAGGAAAACAUACCGAGAUGUGAGAAUCUCGCACAAUUAGUAGUGGAGGUAGGAAAAUUGCUCGAAGGUUGGACCGCAACAAAUGAGGCACAAGCUGCAAAACAAAGAUUCGUUCUUGUUUUUGAUGGCGUUGAUAGACAGAGAGAAGCUCCUCCUACUAUGCUGCCAGCAUUGGCCCGAAUGGGUGAGAUUAUACCCAAUCUUACCACGAUUUUCAUCACUACAAUACCUCGACCUAGCUUUUUCCACCUCCCUGGAAUUCCUCAUAUUCAAUUCCCAUCAUACACUAAACCAGAGCUUGUGACGAUUCUCUCGCGAACUUGCAAACCCUCUCCUAGACUUCCCGACGGUUCCAAAGAAACGUCUUCUAUUUGGGAAAGGUUCCUUCCCACAACUUAUGACUCCCUUUCUAAAUACUCAGGACGAGACCUUGUUUCGUUUCGCGAGAUCUGCCUUCAACUAUGGCCUACCUUUAUCCAACCAAUAAUCAAUGGGACAUAUACGUCGAACGAAUUCUCUCGCCUUCUCAUCGCAAAUCGUGCACUUCUCCAAAAUGAUACACUUCUCACACCAUCUGUUCUUGCUCCUAUUACGUCUAUUUCCGUUGCCAAAAAUGGAACUUCUAACACAAGCACCGCUCAGCUUCGAGCCCAAAACAACAUCACAACCCAUCUCCCGUAUCACACUCGUCUUCUACUCAUCGCUUCCUAUCUUGCUUCUCACAACCCCCCUCGCACAGAUCAACAUCAUUUCCUCCAACAAACUGCAACCAAGCGUAAAAAGCGCGGUGGUGGUACGGCUCUCACCGCUUCCACCUCUCGACCCGGCGUCUCUAAAUCACGCAAGAUUCCUCGCAAACUACUUGGGCCCCAGGCAUUUCUGCUGGAAAGAAUGAUCGCUAUCUACCAUGUGUUACUCGAAGAUGCCGAUGGUCGAGGACGCUAUUCGGCUACAAGUGGGAAUUUAAAAAGGAAAACCAAAGGACUAGGCGCUGGAGAAGCGGACAUACAAAUGGCUGUUGCGACACUAGCUAGCUUACGCUUGAUCGCUAAAAUGGGGAGUGCAAAUGCGGCAGAUACUUUGGAUGGAGGAAGUAGAUGGAGAGUUGCGGUGGGAUGGGAGGUAGUCAGGGGGAUUGCCAGGAGCGUAGGAGUUGAGGCAGAGGACUAUCUGGCAGAAUAA